CAUUCUUUUCCUCUUUUUUUUUUCCAACCAUCGCCCAAUAAACCCUUCUUGCCAUUGACUUGUUCUUCUCAAAUUAUCUGAUUCUGGCUCAUGCCUUCUUCUUUGCAACAAUUGUUACAUGACAGAGCAUGCUACAGCAGCCACUAUCGGUCCUACAAAGAACUCAUUAGAAACCGGUUCGUUCAGAAUGUCUAUGGGGACGAGCAAAUGAUGGCACGCAUGACGCUCGAGCGGGUGCUUUCGGGUCACACUGGUUGCGUCAACUCACUCUAUUGGUCCCGGCGAGGUGAGCAACUUUUAAGCGGCUCGGACGAUAUGAACCUGAUCCUAUGGUCCGUGUAUCUCGAUUAUCAGUACAAUAUCACCAUUGAAACAGGCCAUCGAGCCAAUAUUUUUUCUGCUGUGUUUAUGCCCAAGACAAACGACCAUAUCAUUGUAUCGGCGGCGGGCGAUUCCGAAGUUCGUGUUUUCGACCUCAACGCCGAAGAUAUGCACCGUCCCAUGCAUAUUUAUACCUGUCAUGACGAUCGCGUGAAACGCAUUGCCAUUGACGACAACAACCCGUAUGAAUUCCUUACUUGCUCCGAAGAUGGCACGAUCCGUCAAUUCGAUCUUCGCGAACCUCACAUAUGCACACCACACAAUUCCCGCUCCUUCCUUACCGCCACACAACGGCCAUCACGCGAAUAUCCAUCUCAGAGAAGAGAAGGCGUUCGCGAAGGCUGCUCUGAGCCACUCGUUGAUUACAGUCGAUACGGUAUCGAUAUCAACACGAUUUCCCUUAACAAGAUCCAUCCGCAGUAUUUUGCUAUUGCUGGUAUGGACGACUACAUCUAUCUGCACGACCGACGGAUGGUCUCCGGGCGUAACGGUGGGGGCGGGGCAGGAAGAAAUAAGACACACGCCAAUAGUUCGAGAUGUAUUAAACGGUUUACCGCAAGUUCGGAUGGUCGACGACGGCGGAAUAAGCACAUCACCGCAUGCAAAUUCAGUGAAUCGAACGGAGAGGAGUUGCUAGGCAGUUGGUCGGCGGAUGACAUUUAUCUUUUCCAUAUGAACGAUUCACCAACAUAUGGAGCUGGCUGCAGCAACGGCACCUUUAGUCAAUCAUCUGCACACAAAGGAAAUGGAUUUCUCGGUCGCAUCAACGCUUCUUAUUUUAAUGACAUGGCUAUUAUUCAUGAGGCGUUUUACGAAGGGGAUUUGAACGAGGCAUUGGAGAUGCUUUCCGAAUUCUCCAGGUACACCGUAGGCACAUCCGAAGGGAUGGAUCUAGCUGAACAGUACCGAAAGCGCACACUUGCCAUCUGGGAACUGUCCAUGUUAGCAGCUUGUCAUUUACGGCGGGUCUAUGAACGAGAAGUGGCUAUGAGAGACACCGAGAACGGAUUGGAUGAAGUGGCUGAGGAAGAAGUGGCUUUGGCCCGUAAAUAUAUGCAGGAAGCCGAAUCGCUCGUGCCGCCGAUUUGGGAAGGAUAUUGGUGCCUUGCCGUGGGUUAUUUUAUCGCCGCCGGGGGAACACGAAGCAACGGAUGCGAAGAUCGUGAAGAAUGGCUUCACAAAGCCUACGACUUUGCCGAUUUUGCAUACUAUGCGCGCUCUAAGAAAGAUGAUGCAGGUUCCGAUUCGGUGCAGAGUCCUCAGAUAAAUCCGUUGGACCACGUUGCUCUAAAUGAAGACCCGCGAGUGUCCCUUGAUCAAGAUGAAGAUGAAAAUGAGGACUCUGAAGACAACAGAGACUCAUUUGGCGAUGAGGACUUGAGUGAAGACGAGGACUUGGAUGAAGACUUGGAGAGCGAGGACGAUGUACACGACGAAGACGACGAUAAGGACGAUAUGGACGAGGAUGAGGACGAGGAUGAUGACGAUAGCAGCAUUUCAAGUAGUGACGAGUUGCCCAUGAUAAAGUGGUUCACAUAUGACGUGCGACAAGCCAUCAAGAACGAUUGGAUGGAUGUAUCAUUGGACGAGCUUGAAAGCGAAAGCGACGACACAGAUUCAUCCAACCCCGAUCCACUUCGAUUUGUCAAAGAACGAUAUAGAUGGCUUGAAUACAUGUACAUAUUCACACCGUUUUCUCCACUUCCGUCUCUUCCUCCCGGUCAACGAGGAUCCACGGAUGAACCCGGCUCAAAUUUGGAAAAUGGCGAGCAAAGUACUUCACAACAGGAACAACGGUCUGCAUCUUUGGCUAUAUCAAACGACAAUGAAAGGUUACAAUCAAGUCCCAGUAGAAAUGAACCCUCUCAGGUCUCGUCAACUGCAGAUUCUCCAUCCCGCGCGCGUCAGCAUCAAGAUGUAGUCACCGAUUCUGAAGCGGAGACUGCCCCGGUGCGACGUGCUUACCAUGGUAAUGUGGACGAAGAAAGCUCAGACGAAGAAGUCAGUGAUGACGAGCACGAGAAUACGACAGAGUUCUGGACUGAAAGCACUGACCAUCCGAUGGAUGACAUUGAUAGCGAUUUCCUUUCCAUGUCGGAAGAUGUAUACAAUAAUAUUAUGGUACCUGCCGAUCGCGAUCGAAUGGAAGACGAUGUCGAAGUGGUUGGUUAUCGCCAAAAAUACACUGGCCACUGUAAUGUCAGGACCAUCAAAGAUGUGAACUUUUAUGGCCCCAACGAUAAAUAUAUCGUGUCCGGUAGUGACGAUGGUCUGGUGUUCGUAUGGGACAAGAAGUCUACAAAGAUUGUGCAGAUUCUGAAAGGCGAUGAAGAUACCGUCAAUGUGAUUCAGGGACAUCCUUUUCUUCCUAUCAUGGCGGUUUCCGGCAUUGAUGACACCGUGAAACUGUUCAAACCGAUGGCAUCACCCUCUACAACGUCUCGGACAUGGGAACCUCAUUUAAAAACGUCAUGGUCGCCCUCCUCUCGUAUGUAUGAUAUGGACGAUAUUGUUCGACGAAAUCAGGAUAAUCGACUCAGCGAAGGUGGCGACUUGGUUUAUUCCCGUAAUAUUAUUGCUAUAUUGACAGCCAUCAUGAGAAAUCGGCGAUUUAAUUCAUUGCAAUCGGAUGGUUGGGGACCGGACGAUACUGACAGCAAUCAGGAAGACGAAGCUGGCAGUGAUCGAAACGGUCGUAGGAGAAACAGUCGUGAUGAUGACGAAGACAACGACGAAGACGAAAGCAACAGUGAGAGUGAGGAGGAAGACCCCAAUGUUCGUCGUCGAUCUCGUCGCCAAAGAGCACAAUGAUAAGAUCCUUUAAGGAAAUUGCUUUACUGUCAAUUAGCCUGCACUGAUUUUCUUCAAAUUGUAUUUGUGAUGCUAUAUUACGCAUUGUAUAAAGAAAUUUACAUAUGUUUCUACCAUGCAACCUUGCACGCCAUGAUUUCGCUUCUUCUUACCAAAUAGCUAUCAAUAUA
Messenger RNA from Radiomyces spectabilis, 3362 nucleotides. Its product is annotated as WD40-repeat-containing domain protein. Gene Ontology annotation, cellular component: Cul4-RING E3 ubiquitin ligase complex; cytoplasm. The record is from RefSeq and is a predicted model, not a curated record. The coding region runs from base 91 to 3192 and encodes 1033 amino acids. Gene Ontology annotation, biological process: negative regulation of fatty acid biosynthetic process. NCBI's taxonomy places the organism in Eukaryota, Fungi, Mucoromycota, Mucoromycetes, Mucorales, Radiomycetaceae. Gene Ontology annotation, molecular function: protein binding. The transcript has 8 exons.